Juglans microcarpa x Juglans regia is the source of this 1031-nucleotide messenger RNA. RefSeq names its product protein YABBY 4-like. Gene Ontology annotation, biological process: regulation of shoot apical meristem development; abaxial cell fate specification; cell fate commitment. The record is from RefSeq and is a predicted model, not a curated record. The coding region runs from base 210 to 857 and encodes 215 amino acids. Lineage: Eukaryota; Viridiplantae; Streptophyta; Magnoliopsida; Fagales; Juglandaceae. The transcript is spliced from 8 exons. Gene Ontology annotation, cellular component: nucleus.
UCUCUGCUUCUUUGCCUUCUUUUAUAUACUAGAAGUCUAGACGAAACAGGGCACGUCUCUCUCCUCAGCUUGCACCUUUCUUUCGCAACUCAUAAUCAAGAAAAAGCAGAUCCAGGGUGGUGCUGGUGGUUAAGCUGUCAAUCCAUCAAUCAGUCAAUCAACCUGACCAAUCAUCGUUCAAACUUCGAAGGAAAAUAAGAUAUAAAAAAAUGUCCUCCUCUUCUACCCUGGCCUUGGACCACUUUCCUCCCUCGGAGCAGCUCUGUUAUGUCCAUUGCAAUAUUUGCGACACUGUCCUCGCGGUGAGUGUUCCUUGCACCAGUUUGUUCAAGACUGUAACAGUAAGAUGCGGUCACUGCACUAACCUCCUGCCAGUGAAUAUGCGAGGGUUGCUUCUGCCUUCGGCUAAUCAGUUUCAUCUGGGCCCAUCUCUUUUCUCUCAUCCCCCUAGUGUUCUGGAAGAUCAGAUACCAAAUCCAACACCAAACUUCUUGAUCAACCAAACCAAUGCGAGUGACUUCACUAUGCCCGCUAGGGGAGGAGUAGUUGACGAGCUUCCACGGCCCCCAACCAUAAAUAAACCUCCAGAAAAGAGACAGAGAGUUCCCUCCGCCUACAACCGCUUCAUCAAGGACGAGAUACAACGCAUCAAGUCAGUAAAUCCCGAAAUAUCCCAUAGAGAAGCCUUCAGUGCCGCUGCCAAGAAUUGGGCCCACUUUCCACACAUUCACUUUGGUCUCAUGCCUGAGCAGACUAUAAGGAAGACAAACAUGCGCCAGCAGGAAGCAAAUCAGGAUGUACUUAUUAAAGAUCAUGGGCUUUUAGCUUCAGCUAAUGUGGGUGUUUCUCCUUAUUAAAGAAAUAAAGCUUCUGCACGCGUACGUUCAUCAUGAGCACUAGUACUCGAUCUCUUGGAAAACCUAAUGGUGGAAGAUCUAAUCCUUCUAGUUAUGACAUCUCUCACGAAUAAUAUUGUCGUUUUAGCUGCUAAUCAACUAUAGUUUGACUAAUUAUUGAUAUUUUAAACUCUU